GGGGGGAGACAGGAGACUGGAGACCUGCUGCAGGAAACGGUUUCUCUGCUUUGCAAGACGGAGAGAGAGGAAACACUAGCUCUGGAGUCACUCUGUAUGGGGGCCCUGUGUGAACUGGUGACUCCUGCAGGAGAGAAUGCCUCAGGCUCAAGAGAAUAUAGAAAGCAGCUGGUCUUGGGUAGUGCUGCUGGCCACCUUGGUGGUGCAGAGCAUGACACUGGGCUUCCCUCCUUGUAUCGGUGUCUUCUACGCUGACCUCCAGCAUGAUUUCCAAGCCAGCAACAGCGAGACAUCCUGGUUUCCCUCCAUCCAGAUCGCAUUACUCCAUGCUGGAGGGCCCAUUUGCAGUGUACUGGUGGAGCGCUUUGGUUGCCGCGUGACAGUGAUGCUUGGGGGAGUCCUGGCUGGGUCGGGCAUGGUGGCCGGCUCCUUCUCCCGCUCCCUUAGCCAGCUCUACAUCACAGCCGGAUUCAUCACAGGCCUGGGCAUGUCCUUCAGCUUUCAGGCAGGCAUCACAGUGUUGGGACACUACUUCUCCCACCACCGGGCACUGGCCAAUGCAUUGGCCUCAUCUGGUGUCUCCCUUGGCAUCUCACUGUGGCCCCUGCUUUCCCGCUACCUCCUGGAGGACUUCGGGUGGAGAGGCACCUUCUUGAUCUUUGGUGGGGUCCUCCUUCAUUGCUGCGUCUGUGGGUCUGUCAUGAGGCCUGUGGCUCCUAAGGCUGAGACAGCCUACCCCCCACCCAACAAGGUCCCUGAACCGGGUUGUCUGUUGACUUGUGGUCGGGCUCUGCAGAGACAUCUGGCCUUUGACAUCUUCCUCCAGAACCAGGGCUACCGCAUCUACACCCUGAGUGUAGUAUGGUUGCUGAUGGGCUUUAUGGUCCCCCAAAUCUUCCUGGUGCCCUUUGCCUUGAACCACAACAUAGAAGAACACAAGGCUGCUUUGCUUAUCUCCAUAAUUGGCUUCAGCAACAUAUUCCUCAGGCCUGUGAUUGGGGUGAUGUCUGGCUGGUCAAUGUUUGCUGGUCACCGUGUGUACCUUUUCGCCCUGGCAGCCUUGUUAAAUGGGCUGAGCAACUUCAUCUGUGUCAUCUCAGCCAGCUUCUCUGUGCUGGUUUUCUAUUGCGUGGUGUUCAGCAUCUCCAUGAGUGGCGUCGGGGCUUUGCUGUUCCAGGUGCUCAUGGAUAUAGUGCCCAUGAACAGAUUCUCCAGUGCCCUGGGCCUCUUCACCAUCCUUGAGAGUUUCACCGUCCUCGUAUCUCCUCCGCUAAUUGGUCUAAUUUUAGACACUACUGGCAACUUCAACUAUAUUUUCUACCUGGCCAGCUUCUUCCUCAUCUCGUCUGCCUUGUUCUUGGGCCUCAGCUUCUUCAUCCUCCAGAAGAAGAAUAAGGAGAAACAAAUGAUGGACAGAGUCCAUGAAGAACCUGCUUCGGAAAAGGACCUCAACCAGAGAUACACAGAGGAGCCAGUGACUCAGCCACACUCAACAGUCAUGUAUGUGACAUAUGUCACCAGCGUCUGAGCCAAGGAGCUCAAGGGUGCAUAGACCACCAAUCGUCCCUGACUCUAGGCCCUCCUGUGCUAGCCCUCCCUUUAUUAUGUCUCCUUGGUCUCCCCACUCAGGGCCCAAUGAAGCACUACCUUCUUGAGCUCUCUUACCCUGUGAUCCGAAGGCUCCUCGAACCCCUGGCUCUCUCCCCUUGAGGGGACCAGAAAGAGGAAAUUGCUUGUAUCUUUUCCCAACUCUCUGCCUCUCCCACCUCUUGGGGAGGAGCAACAAGGUCUAUCUCUGAGAGAACUAGGGGAGAUUGUGAGCAGCACUGGGUAGAGGGAACCAGAUUUGUUCUAGCUGAGACCAAGAAAAACAGUAUGUUUGAAUUAUACACAAGGACAUUGUUUCUUGGAGCAGCUGGCUCUAAAACUCUUUGAACUAAUGAGGUGAAUUGAUGAAGCACAGAAAAUAAGUGUGGGGUAAGUUUUAUUUCCCUUACCCUGACCCUUCUUUUUUUUUUUCUCCACUUGGCAAGAGCAGACUGGUUGGAAUUUUGUUUGUUGAUUUGACUGGAUUGAGUUUCCAAAAAGAAGCUUUCUCAGGGACCUUUAAGAAUUGAUUUUCUUUGCAUGACCUGAACUUAUUCUCUGUUCUGCUGCAUGCAGGCAGGGCUGGAGUGCCAUGGCCCUGAUUCUGCCCAGCAGGGAUGAGUCAGUACCCUCAUUGGCACCCCCUCUCUCAUUAUCAAGUGAAUGUGGACCUACUCUGGAUCUCCCUGCUUCUCUGUGCUAAAAUCCCACCUAUCCCCUGUGGUAUAAGGCAGAGAUGCUUCAGGCACAAGCCCCUAUAUUGAACUAUUUUUUCCUGAUAGGGCAGAGGGGAAUUCAGAUUUACAGGAUAUUUGUCAAGUGCCCACUGUGUGCCAGGCAUUGUGCUAGCCAUCGUGGAGAAUGCAAAGAUGAGCAAAAAACUGUCAGAGAGUGCUAGAAGCUCUUGAGGAGCUUAUGGUCUAACAGUAGGGCAGGCUAGAAGUCUGGCAUGGGCCAGCAGGCACAUAUAUUUGCUGCUAAAUACCAAACCUUAAAGGUUUUAUGUAGGGUUUGGUGUUUUUCAUUUUUUUUGUGGCCCCCCCCACCCCUCCCCUGCAAGGUUAGCAGGAGGCAGCUGGGUGGCUCAGUGGA
Phascolarctos cinereus (koala) is the source of this 2679-nucleotide messenger RNA. RefSeq names its product solute carrier family 16 member 5 (gene SLC16A5). The record is from RefSeq and is a predicted model, not a curated record. Gene Ontology annotation, biological process: transmembrane transport; monocarboxylic acid transport. Gene Ontology annotation, molecular function: monocarboxylic acid transmembrane transporter activity. Gene Ontology annotation, cellular component: basolateral plasma membrane. Lineage: Eukaryota; Metazoa; Chordata; Mammalia; Diprotodontia; Phascolarctidae.